AUGACAGCCUUCACCUUCGCAGACACGAAACAAACCUCUUCCUCCUCUCCUCUUCCUCAGAAUGCUGCUCCUGUUUGCUCUCAAUCUUACCCCCAUAUCUGGAACGAGCCUGACGCAAGUUUCUCCCAACACCCUUCCAACAUCAACUCCGAGAAGGUCGCUCUUGUUUGUCCGAGGCGGAAGAAGAACCCCUCCGCGGCUAAAAGGGAUGCUGAGGACCCUGUAGUGCUCACGAGGGAACUGUUGGAAAGCUUGUUCAGCCUUCCGCUCUCGUCCGCCUCCGAGCGGCUAGGGAUCUGUCCUACCGCCAUCAAGAAGGCAUGCAGAAAGCUCGGCAUCCCCAAGUGGCCGUUCAAGAAUCAGAGCAGGAGGGGAGCAUGCCAGAAGCAAGUGAGCGAAGCGUCAGGCGAGGACAAGGCAGUGUUCGGAGAGCCUGCUCCCCAGGCAGAGCAAGGCAGGGCGAACGAGCCCUAUCACACAGUGUCAGCGCCGGACUUGGCCGCCUUCGAGGAGCCUGCGCACCGUAAUGGAGAGAGCGAAGUGCACUAUGGUAUGAGUUCGUUCCAACCCUUAGCGCCUUUCGAUGAGGGCGUGUUGUUCCUGAAAGGGAGCGAGUUGGGUCAAGCGCUGAUGAAUCCCUUGGAAGAGGACCUAGCGGACGAGAUGUUCUGGAAGGAGAUAGAAAGAGUUAUCCCUGCCAAGCGGAGCUCUGCUUGUUAG
Guillardia theta CCMP2712 is the source of this 720-nucleotide messenger RNA. RefSeq lists its product as hypothetical. Lineage: Eukaryota; Cryptophyceae; Pyrenomonadales; Geminigeraceae. The transcript has a single exon. Gene Ontology annotation, molecular function: DNA-binding transcription factor activity. The record is from RefSeq and is a predicted model, not a curated record. Bases 1 to 720 code for a protein of 239 amino acids.